Molecule: messenger RNA, 10218 nt
Organism: Gadus chalcogrammus (walleye pollock)
Lineage: Eukaryota; Metazoa; Chordata; Actinopteri; Gadiformes; Gadidae
Product: ras-related protein Rab-9A-like
Exons: 2
Coding region: 5973-7178 (401 amino acids)
Biological process (GO): retrograde transport, endosome to Golgi
Cellular component (GO): phagocytic vesicle; late endosome; lysosome
Molecular function (GO): GTPase activity; GTP binding
Source: RefSeq, a predicted model, not a curated record
UGAUGGGUUAGUGGUCAGAGAACAACUCAUUAACGCGGGGAUAAGGGGUUCGAUUCCUUAAUGAAGCUAGCUUUUUUCUUUCAUAUUAGACUGGAUGUUUGUAUGCCAUUUUGCGUAACUUGUAGUUUAUGAUGAAGAAAUGUUAUUGGGGUUAAGGUUAGGUUAGGGUAAGGGUAAGACACAGUGUUUUUGCAACACAAUAUUUCUUACAAUAACACAAAGUCCAAAGUUUUGAUGACUCCAGUAGGAAACUUAAGAUACCUAGAGAAAUGCGUGAGUGCUCACAAAACAUCAACAAGUCAGCAGUGUGGUACAGGGUGAUCAUUUCUGAUAUACAGUACAAAAGCUGAAACUAUUAGCCAGGAGUGGGAAAGAUGCAGACACAGACGUGGGAAGCAAUAAGACACACCAACACACAGUUGCCUGUUGCAAAAUGGUUCAGAGUUUAAUAGAAAUAGUUAGGGUUAGCUAGGGAUUUUUUUUCGAAGAACAGAGAACAGUACACACUGUGCACCCCACUGCCGAGCUCCAUGGCAUCCUUCCCCACUUCGUCACUUCAUACCUGCUAUGGCGUUAUCUGGUAUGGCUAUAGUCUAAUGUUAGCUUAGCUCGUGUUGUUUUGUCAUGUUAAUCGCUAGUAAUAGUAAGUCAUUUGUAGAAAUAUAGACUAUCAUCACAGACUGUAGGAAUGUCCCCCACCCUCCAUUGCGAACGACAUGACGCUCGUAAUCCUGUAGUGCAAGGGAGUUCGUGCACAGAUCCCGGAGACAAACGGCUACGCGCACCCAUAGCGAUUGACAUAGGACGUAAAGUCCCGCCCCGGGCGAAGUGGCGUCGAUUUAGAGAGUCCCUGUUGAGGACACUCGAAAGCCGCGCCAUUUUUGCGUCCUUUGUUUUUGAGAAUUCCGAGAUUUUUUAAGGAUGCAUCGCUGCAUCCUAGACGAGCCCUAACUACCCACAAUCCUCUGCGUUCACACGCUGCACGGGAUAUUAAUGAAAAUGGCAGAGGGAAAGCAGUGCACGUUCAAAUGGUCAGCCCAGCAAACGGAGGCUUUUGUGCACCUUAGGGUGGCGCACAAACAUGUUGUCAAAUAAAUGCACCACCGAUCAUUUGCAAUGUUUGUAAUUUGUAUUGAACGUAUAUAAUUGUAUUAUAUAUAAUAUACUUAUGUGUUCAAAGCACUGGUAGAUUGUAGGUAUAUAUGAAUGAAUGAAUCAGAUCAGUUAAAUAAUAUAUCCAAAUAAAUACAUGUUUAUCAUCACUUUCUUUGUCUUUUUCCCCUGCAUAAUAGUAAUCAACCAUACUGUAAAUGUGAUGCAUGAAUUAAGUUCUCAGACAAUUUCACUUGGUUUUAUAAAAAUUGAAUGGAAUUUCUAAUAAAGACGAUUCGAUCAACCGCAACAAAGCUUUUGUGACUUCCUCAAAGAGGGAAUUCCAUGCGAAGGAGACAUGACCGCAUUCAUAACAGGUAAAAGUCAAAUAAAUAUCGCUUGAUUGCUGCCAUGUUUUAUUCAUAAGCGCACAUGUGUUUACAAGCGCAAACGCAGUAUUAAAAAUCGGAAGCGGAAGCGCUUCCACACUAGCAAGUCAUUCCAAAGUCCGAACGCUAGGAAGCACUCGAGCUAGCACUCUAGUCUCAUCUUCAUAGGACGCGACUAGCAAGGACGCGGGAAACAGCCAUAGUACUGAAGUGAAAUUGAAAUUGAGCAGAAGUAGGUAGGUGGGCGGUGCCAGGCUAGGUUACUACAGGGGAAGAAAAGCCAUGGUUUUGCUCUUGCGGGACGAGGCACAUGACCGGCUGUGUGUUGGGUGAGGAGGAGAGAGGGGAUGACAGAAAACAUGACUGCUGCUACGACAUUGUUCUUUAUGAAGGCAAUCUCUAUAAGGGUCUGCGGACGAAAAGGUUAAUGUCCCAGAAUGGCUUUGAGCAAUUAAAAUACAUUGAUGCACCAUAUACAUUAAACCCUUUAUAAUUAUGUUCUCAGUCAUACCAAGCCCUAAGGGUCAAUUGUGUUUUAACCUGUUGAGUAUGUAUUAGUUACUAGACAUUUAGAUAUGGUUUUGCCUCAUGGCAUGAGAAUCAAACAUUUACAUUGCCGAAGCGGGUAAAUUGCCCUUUCUCUGACCCCCAGUCAUACGUUUACAUGCACAGCUUAAUCUGAUUAAGGCCAUAGUUCGAUUAUGCUCCUCCAACUGCAAUUGUCUGAGUAUACAUGGCAGUGAGAAAAUCGAUUCAAGUAUUUCUUUCCCCGGUACGAUAGGUGGCGCUGUGCCCAUUUCAAUUAGUGGUAAUAGAGCCAACGGUUGACCUCUUCACGUCACUUCACUAGCAACAACAAACUCAGGCCGCCGCAGCAUUCGAGAAUGAUGUUUUCAGUAGACAGCUGUCAGUUCACUUCGGUGCCAUGUCAUUUCUCCGACGCUUCAUUGUUCCGACCUCUCGGUCGUAUGCAGACUCCUCCAGCGGCGGAGCAACGGGAGGAGUCCAGCCGGAGGAGUCUGCAUAUGGCCGAGAGGACGGAACAAUGGAGCGUCGGAGAUAUGGACCCGAGGUAGGGGUGCGCAUGGAUAUGUGUAACGAGUUAGUAAAUCAUAACCGUUUAGGAAAAAUCAGUACACGAAAACCGUAGAAAAAUAAAUAAAUAAAUUACCGCGCCCUGUUUCAAUGGGAAUCGCGACGGCCCGUACUUUCAACAUAAAGUUUACAUAUUUAUAAUUUGAAAUUCGUCCCAGCCUUUAUACCACAGAUGCUCUAGGUUCUAGGGUCUAGCACAGUGGUUUUCAAACUGUGGGGCGCCAGAGUUCUUCAGGGGGGGCGCGAAGUGAGAAAAAAAUAAACCCGAAAAAAAAACUGAAAGUCGAUGAUUCAAAUCAUAAAUCGUACUUCAACUGUAGAAGUAACAUAACCAGUGACGGCUGGUGGUGAUUUUUGGUGGGCGGGCUAACGAAUGCAUUACAUUUAUCAAUAGGCCUACUUCACAGGGCUCCAGAUGCCAUGAGGUCACCUUUAUAUCUUUGUUCAUAACUUUCAUAUAAUGUGAAUGAUUUUUAAACAAGAAUAAGGUGUAGAGAAAUGCGUGUCUUUAUUUGAAGCACAAUUAUAAAUAAAAAGAAAAAUAAGGUGUUUAAAGUGCUUCACUGAACUGAAAUUGAACAUUUCAAACUCAACCAUUAAGCAAAAUAAAACUUUUUUUUGUGCUUAAGGCGAGACACGGCAGGUGAAAUAUCGAUUUUUUCAUGCCCUGGUCAAAUUUGAGAUUUUGAGCUAGUUUGCCUCUUUAACUUGUUAUCUUUCAUACUACCGUAAAGAAAACGUCAAAAUUACACAUUUAUGUGUCUGUUUCACUGCAUUUAGUUCAGCCGCGGCAUCCAUUUCGUCCUAAAGAACUAAAGUCGAUUCAUUGGCUGACGGCGCUUUUCUGCUAACGUGAUUCGCUCAGUGCCUCACGUGUUGUCUUUUUGACAUUUCCGUGUUAGCUUGCCGCGGGAACUUUAGAAAUGCCUCGUCUUACUAAAUUGUCCUCUAAAAGAAAGACACAAAUGGGUCUAGCAAGAUCCACGAGAAUUUAUCAGCCGGCCGAAUUGCCUCAUAACCCUCCAGUGAACAGCGCGUCCGGUCGUAAGUUGUUUACUAACCGUGAGGUGAGCGCCACUGACUGCGCGACACAGCAGUGGUUGAUUGUCCAUGUCUCUCGUCUAAAUGAGAUGAUAAAUGAUCUUCUGGGUCCUAACUGUGCCGAAUCGGAUCUGUCAAUAAACAUUGAUAAAAAAAAACAGGGCUUUUGCAGUAGCCUGAUUCUGGAGUGCAACCGUUGUAAAGCUGAGGGUGGGUAUCGGCGAAGCGUGUAUACAUCCACACGACUGCAAAGUGAGACCCGCGGAGACGUCGCCUUUGACGUAAAUGUGCGAAUGGUGCUGUUGGCACACGAGUUGGGCUUGGGUUAUGCUGCGCUGAAAAAGAUCAGCAAGGUUUUGGGGAUCCCUUCCCUUCAUUUGAAAACGUACCAGCGACAUGACAAAAGAGUUACAGGUAGGCUAUGGAAAGAUGAGGAAUGAUUACAGACUUGGAUGAUAAUAAUGUAGGUCUAGUAAUAAUAAAUAUAUGUAGGCUACUGUAUUAGGUAAAUGUACACAUUAUUAUGGUAGAUAGGUAUUAACUCUAUACACAUCCAACAUAAUUAUGUUACACCACUAGUAGUAAACAUAAUACACCAUACAACAGAUAAUAUUAUAUUAGGCUAAUAAUACAUUAUGUUAUUCUUUUGAUUAUGUUAUAAAAAAAAAGGACAUAAUAAAAUGAGCAGAUGUUGACACAGUGGGCCCUAUUUUAACGGUCUGAAACGCAAGUGGGAAGCGCAAAGCGCAAGUAGCUUUGUGGGCGGUUCUACGGCGCUAUCGCUAUUUUACAGGCGGAUAAAUGACGCUUGCGCCGCGGCGCAAGUGUCAAAAGGGUUGGUCUGAAGCAGCCUAAUUACCCGUAGGUGUGGUUUGGGCGUAACGUGCAACAAACCAAUGAGAGUGCCAGCUCCCAUCCCCUUUAAGAGCCAUGAGCGCAUUUGAAUCGGACGAGUUGAUAUUUUGACAGCGCGUCUGCAGUCUCCGAGAAUUUCAUACUGCAAAUGGCUUAGUUUAUUGCCAAAUAAUAUGGCCUAAUUCACACAUGGAAUAUACUGAGUCCUCAAAUAAAUUUCGGCAAAGAAAACGUAUGAUAGGCAAUAACAUAUGAUAUGCGGUAACUGUGGUUCUAUUUAAUGAUGUACGCAAUACAUUAUAAACAUUGUUUCUUAUCAGUAUUGUAUGCUAUCCUAAUAUGCAUGUGUCCCCGCGGUAAUAUACAUUGCCAUUGAUUGUAUUAUGCGUUACGUGUUUAGUUUGCCCAAGUGAAGGAGUUCAAGUAGCCUACCUCGGGGUCUUGUUCGCGAGUGAGGGAACUAUGGAGCGUGAGAUUGGCCGGAGAAUCGGAGCAGCGGGGGCGGUAUUGCGUUCGCUUUACCGUUGUUACGAAAAGAGAGCUGAGCCGCAAGGCAAAGCUCUCGAUCUACCGGUCGAUCUUCGUUCCUAUCCUCACCUAUGGUCAUGAGGGUUGGGUGAUGACCGAAAGGACGAGAUAGGGAUAGGGUGAGAAGCUCAGCCAUCCGUGAGGAACUCGGAUUAGAGCCGCUGCUCCUUUACUUAGAAAGGAGUCCGCUGAGGUGGUUCGGGCAUCUGGUAAGGAUAAGAAAUACCAUGCAAAUUAAAUUUAAAUGAAGUGAAAUUUCGAGGUUGGAAACUGGGCGCCUUACAGAGCACACACGCGCGCCCGCAUUCAUUCAUUCUUUUUAACACUCACUCGCGGUAAAACAAUGUUUUUCCCGAUCAAAUAGGCCUACUCAUCAAUCCUAAAAGUUAUGGGCAUGUAGGCCUACACGAUGUCUGUGUCAAGAAAAUAUGUGUUUGCUGUACGGUGUUUGCAGAUGCAUUGAUUUAAAAGUACAACUUAUUACCGCUGCAUCAGCUGUUCUUUCCCAAAUAAUUUACCAAGAAUGUGCGGCUAGGUAGAUGAGAGAAGCAAAGUGUAUGCGCGAGGUGCACAAGCAAUCCGUAUGCAUCGCAUGCGCAUGUAUCCAUGCGCCCUUAAAAUAGCGUCUGAACAACGCGCCACUGACUUUAAACCAGGUAUUUCCUGGUCAGUAGCGCAAUGGUAUUCAGAGACGGCAAAAUACCGUUUGCGCCAGAACACACCUCCUCCUUCCGCCGAACCGCCCCUUGCGGCGCAUGAUCAAUCCCUAAUUUACCGGCGAGUGGCGCUGGUGGGAAAAGAACGCUUUGCGCCAGUUGUAAACUAGCAACGACACAUGCGCCAGUGACUAAGUCACUUGCGCCGGAUGCAAGAUAGGGCCCAGUGUGUAUUUUAAUUUUAGUGGCAGAAAUUGAGAGGGGACUAGGGUCCUUGCACAAGGCCAGGGAGAGCAUCAGGCAGGCGUAUGCAGAUAUGGAUCCGGAGGUGGCUGAGUCACUGAGUCAGGAUACGGAUGCUGUGAUAGACAUUGGGGUCUCCUUCGAUGGGACCUGGCAGAAGCGAGGCUUCACCUCACACUACGGUGUGGGUGUCUGCAUUGACAUCCUGACAGGUCUCGUUAUAGAUUACGAGAUCCUGUCAUCUUACUGCCAUGCAUGCGCCUGUAAGAACAGUGUGUUGAAAGCAGGAGAAAUCAGUGAGGAGGAGUUUGACAGCUGGAAAGAAGGCCACAAGGCUGACUGCGCUAAAAACUUUGCUGGCUCCAGCAAGGCCAUGGAGCAGGAGGCUGCCAAAAGGAUGUGGGGUAGGUCAGUGAGCCGUCAUCAGCUCAGGUACACGGAGAUGCUGUCGGAUGGAGAUAGCUCAGCAUUCCGGCAGGUAGUAGAGCUGAAGCCCUACCCGGGUCAGGAGGUCACCAAACUCGAGUGCAUUAACCACGCUCACAAAAGAAUGGGCACUGCACUCAGAAAGAUAAGUGUAGACAAUAAAUUGGGUGGCAAGGGAUCAGGGAAACUCACGGCAAAGAAGUGCAAAUCUCUACAAAAUUUUUACAGGGGGGCCAUUCUAAAUAAUCAGGGAAACAUUGAGGGCAUGAAGUCGGAGAUAUGGGCGGGCCUGCUCCAUUGCAUGUCUACUGACGAAGUGCCAUUGCACAACAGAUGCAACCCCCAGUGGUGCUUCUUUAGGAGGGCGGAAGACAACGGAGAGACCCCUGACAGCCACUCGCUUCACUCAAAAAACCAUUUGUCUCGGGAAGUGGGUCAGACACUUGUGCCCAUUUAUCAUCGAACGUCAAGUGACAGUCUCCUGCAAAAAAUGCAGCAUGGGGGCACACAAAAUAACAAUGAGUGCCUCAAUUCAGUUAUAUGGGCUCGCUGCCCAAAAACAGUGUUUGUGGGGAGAAACAGAGUGGAGGCGGCUGUAAGCAUGGCCAUAUCAUCUUUUAAUGAGGGUGCGUCAGCCAUCCUUAAUUUGAUGGCCAACCUGUGGCUGGAGAGCACAACAAUCACCCUAAACACCAUCAGGGAAGCUGACAUGCUGAGGGUCACCAAGGCAAAUGCCAUCCUGUCUCCUCAAACAAAGGGAAAGAGAAAACAUGAGAGCAAUGAAAGAAAAGUGAAAAGGCACCAGCAAGAACAGGAAGAGGGGGCGAAAUAUGGUGCAGGGAUGGAAAUGUAGGCCCAAUGUUCUGUAUAUGCAAAUCAAUUAAUUACCAUAGCCCACUUAAACUAGAUAAAAAAAAUGAAUUGCAUGUUUUGUGUAAUCAUUUUGAUUUAAGUUAUGAACUGGUUCAUGAUGAUACAGUAUGUAUAAGUUCAAAUCUUACCUUAUUCACCUGCACAAUACCGUAUAAUUAACCAGCCUGUUACAGCAGUUGUUGGCUUUCUAUGGCUGCCAUGUUAUUAAAUUAUUUAUUUAAAUGUUCUUUAUAUAUUCAAAACUGUUAUAACGAAGAGCUUGAGCCUUUAUUUUGCGUUCUAGUAGAUUUUUGCUGUAUAAAUGUAUGAAAAUCCCCUAUAUAAAUCUUUAAAUGCCGUUUUCUCAAAAUGAGUGUUUUUCCAUUUUUAGGUGCACAUUUCUCAGCCUAUGUAGAACCUAGGUACACCCCACUUCCCAGUUUCACACAUAGCAUUGUUAUGAAGACAUCUACACAUGGAUUUAUUUAUAAAUUGUUCCUGGCCAGAUUUAUGGGUCAUUUUACCUGGAAAUCAUGGCGAAAAUAGGGUUUUUAAGGCCAUGGAUAGUAUAUUUUGAUUUCCCUGGUCAUAAAAGCAGAUAUCCUAAAAUCCAUGUGAGGAUUUUUUGUCAUUUGAUGUAUAAACAAAAUAAAAAAAGAAUUUUGGUCCUGGCUUUAUCCCAGUUUAAAAUUCAUGCACCGGAAAUAUAUGCAAAAACGUGCAUAUUUAAUGAGAUUCCGCCUAAUUAGCAUAAUUAAAUAUGCAAAAUUCAAAGACUUGUAAUACAUUUUUUUCUUAUAAUGAUGUAUGUAAUCAACUGGUAAAGUUUCAUGGUGAUCCCUUGUAUUGAAAAAUGUUACCCUACUCACCUGCCAUGUCUGGCCUUAAAGUAUUAAACAAUUAAAAUGUUGACCGGUCUCCCUUUGCGCAAAAUGCGGCUGUGUACGAUCACACACUCUUUGGUAGAGACGUCUGUGUCGCGUCAAUCAUGAAGGACAUCUAUGUGGCGUUUCCGAUGUCAGCAGCUGUCUUUUGCUUUAAGGUGUCGCCUAUUAUCGCAAUGAAUUGUGCACAUGCCAUCUCAUUGCUAUACGUCGGGUUGAUGUUUAAUCCAUUUUCCUUCAUGAGAAUAAUUUCGGAUUUAAAUUUGGUGAAUGGCAACUCCUCUUUGGCAAUGUUGUAUGCAACAUUAAAUUUAUCAUUUCCGAUUCCUUAGAGAACCUUAUUGUUGCUGCCUGUCGCUGAAAUGCAGCUGGGAGAGGGGCCACUUUCCCUACACACUUGUCACGUCAUGUUGGGUUAUUUAGACAUAUGCUUUUUUAAUGUUUCGAUACGAAACGUUCUUGGCCCGCUUACAAAUGCACUAUUACCGGCCAUAUUCUGACUGCACUCUAAAAGCAGUGCGUUCCGUAAUGCACUGCGUAAUAAUAAAAAUUUUAUGUAAAUGAGUCAGCAUUUAAAUAAUUAGUGUGAUGUACAUCGUUUGGAUGAUGUGUCCCCAAUCUCGUCACUUCCAAUUUUUCCUCCAAAGACAUUAAAGAAAACCGAUUAGAAAUUAAAUAAUCCACUUCGUUCAUGUUCAUGCUAACGCCCACCAUACUGCUACUGUGCUGUGAUUGGUCGAAGGUCACUGUGCUGUAGCAACUGUGCUAGCUGGUCCAAGGUCGGCCUUUGGGCUAAACUAAUUUAGCCCAAAUGGGAAGCAUAUGAAGGAAGCGUGUCAGGGCACCUGUCAAUCAAACGUCAAUGGAAGCUUAUGCUACUGUGUUUGGGCUAAAUGAAAUUAGCCCAAAUGGGGGCGUGUCACAACACCGGUCAAUCACAAUAAAAUGGCCGCUUACGCUACUGUGCUUGGGCUGAAUGACUUUAGCCCAAAUGGGAAAGCAUAUGAAGGGGGCGUGUCACGAUACCUGUCAAUCAAAAUUGAAUGGAAGCUACUCCGCUUGGGCUGAAUACAUUUAGCCCAUUCACAGGAAAAAAACCAAGAUAUAUCAUAUAUCCUGGGUUUUUCUGUCACUUUUUGGUGCAGGUGCUGCUUUAGGUUCUACCAACAUUUAAAACAAUAUGUUCUACGGUUUAUAUUAAUAUUUUUUCAUUUUUACUGUAAAAGGUAGGGAGGGCUUAGCCCUGUUAGCCCAUUUAUACCAGCCGUCCCUGAACAUAACUAAAUCAAUUUUCAACCGUUUAUCUUCGUACAAACCAUUUAACAAAUCUGCACACUUGUAUCUUCAAUAAUAUCUAAACAGAAUUUCGAUAUCAUUUAAAAUUUCUUCAGAAUCACAGUUUUAGUUUCAUACCGCUUGGUUUUCAGCUGUUUUCAUCUAAGACGUCAGCCCAUUCUGAUACAGCUACUUCUAGACAUCGUAACUCAUUCAUUUUUCAACCGUUUACCAUCGUUCAAACCAUUAAACAAAUCUACACACUUGUAUCUUCAAUACUAUCUAAACGGAAGUUUGUUUAUACUUUUUUCAGAAUCACAGUUUUAGUUUCAUACCGGCAUCGUUUUCAGUUGCUUAUAAUAAUUUAGGUCACCAUAGCAACGCCGGUGUGAGUACCAAAUGUGAUCGGCUGCCAGAUCGGUUCGGGGUCCUGCCCUUACUGAUGACGUAUCGACACGUGAUGUAUCGACGCAAGCCAACGGCAAAACCCAGAAGUGUUUAUAAACGGUGCUCAAUCAGUUUUGGCUUUGAUUUCAUUGAACGGAGCCCGUUCUCUCACAAAGCCAUUGGAAACACGUCUUAAAGCACUGAUGAAUGCAUAUUUUUAUUUUCACAUAUGUUAAAGUAAGGAUUGGCAUUGUUAAAGUUAGAUAUUAAGACAGUAUUUUCUAGUUUCUAUUAACUGAAAAUGAAGAACUUGGGACAGUCAUAUGAUUGAUGAGAUUUUAUUUGCUCAUACAAAACAGAAUAAAUAAGACAAUACAUUGAUACAACUGAGGAACAGCUAAAUGUGAAUCCAUAAAAAACUGCAUGUUUAGAUCCCAUGGUGAAUUGAGGAUGAAUUCAUGAAUGUGUUCAGAUUAGUUUUUCAUCCUAUUCCUU